AUGCCUUCAACCCCAGCGCAACCGAAUGCCACGGCGACUUCGGAUACGGACUCGACCGAGAAUACGCCAUCUCCAACUCCCACCGAGUCUGAACCGACUUCUCCCUCGGAAACACCAACAUCAUCUGAGGAACCGACAUCGUCAAGCAGUACCGAGAGUACCUCAUCUACGGAAACAACCGAAAGCACCUCAACGACCCAAGAGUCUCCUACACCUACUAGCACUGCGACGACGACUACCACCACAGACGAGUCAACUUCAUCUACUACUGAUGAACCGACUUCCAGUACUGAUGAGUCGACUUCCAGCGCAGAGACCAGUCCAGAAACAACCACAACCGUCGUUACUGUAACGGGUUCGACAACUACCAGUACAAUAACAGAUGGAGAUGCGGCUUCAACCAUAGGGUCAUCAUCCACUGCUUCGGCAACAGACACAGACGGCGGUGGCUCCGGACUGUCAGCAGGUGGUACGAUAGCUGUCGCAGUUGUGGUUCCGGUCGCUUCUGUCGCUAUAAUUGUCCUAUUAGGGCUGUGGCUCUGGAGGAGACACAAAGCAAAGAAGGUAGCGGAAGAGGAGCGCAGAAAGGAAGUUGAGGAGUACGGGUUUAAUCCGAACGGUGACCCAACACUGCCCGCCGUAAUGGGCGGCGGUGCAGACGAUAACUCAGGAUAUCGUGGAUGGGGGACAACUUCUGCAGGCCGUAAAGCGUCCACGAAUCUAUCAAGCAGUGCUGGCGUUGGCCUGGCAAUGUCUGAGGCUGGAAGCCAGCCGGGCUACCAACACGCCGCAACCCCCAGCGAUGGCACCAUUCAAUAUUCUGAAGGACAUGGUGGUCUUGGUGAGACCGAACCCUAUGGAAUUCUGGGCGCGGCUCCUGUCGCUGGCGCUGCUACCUCUAAUCAGCGCAAUGUCGAUAUCAACCGUGGCCCAUCCAAUGCAUCAUCCGCAUAUUCUGCUGCAAAUCAUUCGGAUAUCUCAGAGGAAAGCCACAUGUCUGCCGCACAUCCAGGUGGCCCAUACUAUGAUUAUACCGAUGCGCAGCAACCAUAUGGGGGGUAUAGCGACCCAUAUGGAGGCCAGCCAGUGAUUCGGGAUGUCCAGGCACGCCGCAACACGCAGAUCCAGAAUCCGUCUGUGUUCCCGCGGCAAGGAAACGCCGGAAUCGCGCAGAAUUUCUGA
Messenger RNA from Aspergillus versicolor CBS 583.65, 1182 nucleotides. RefSeq lists its product as uncharacterized. NCBI's taxonomy places the organism in Eukaryota, Fungi, Ascomycota, Eurotiomycetes, Eurotiales, Aspergillaceae. The coding region runs from base 1 to 1182 and encodes 393 amino acids. The record is from RefSeq and is a predicted model, not a curated record. The transcript has a single exon.